This is a messenger RNA of Galleria mellonella (greater wax moth), 2334 nucleotides long. Its product is annotated as nose resistant to fluoxetine protein 6-like. The record is from RefSeq and is a predicted model, not a curated record. The transcript is spliced from 13 exons. Gene Ontology annotation, molecular function: acyltransferase activity, transferring groups other than amino-acyl groups. Lineage: Eukaryota; Metazoa; Arthropoda; Insecta; Lepidoptera; Pyralidae. Bases 28 to 2265 code for a protein of 745 amino acids.
UGCAACAUUACUAUUCUUGCUGUAAAUAUGAAAUCAUUAUUUGUGAUAAUAAUUCUUACAUUAACAAAAUGCCAAUUGACGAUACAAAUGAGAGAAGAAUCAACAACAGGAUUAGCAAUACAAAUAAAAGAUAUGCCAUCUAAAGUUCAAGGAAUACAGAAGAAUUACGAUCGAAUUACACCGAAAAUUCCUAUAGAAGAAAACAGAGAGAGUCGAAUCUAUUUAGAAGAUGUUUUGUUCGCUCUGAAAAAUCAGAACUGGACAGCUGACGAAGAGCCGUGUUUAAAUCAAACUCUAGUUUUAAUUGAAAGCUUACAGAAUUUUACUUUGUGGGCUGUAUUUAAUUGGGAUUCUAUAUCAUCUCAACCACUCGGACUUUUGUAUGGAAAUCGAUAUCAACUUGGCAAUUUCGACGAAUGCUUAAAAACGCCUUGGUCUAACAUUCAUCCUGAAUUAACAACUCAAUACUGUUUAUCCGAAAUAGUAUUAGAGAGAACGGAUCAUUUUGUGAAGAAGAGGAAUAAAACCCACGAUUGGAGAUAUCACCCUUACGGAUCUGUUCUAGACUAUUUACAGUAUCGACCUCCCCAUACACGUGCUAUCAACGAAUUGACAUGGGGUGUGUGCGUUCCCGCGAAUUGUGGACCGCGAUCUGUGGAGCGUCUACUAGCGACCAUGCUGGCUCGCAGUCAUCUAGGAGUAGCUGGCAUUCGACCUCGUAUUGCAGUGGACAGCCCAUGCCAGAAGAUGAGCGAUUCGAGAGAGUACGAUGCGCUUUUCUUCGCAUUUUUUGGCAUCCUUCUACUUUUAACAACAGUAUGCAUUGUAUCAACGAUUCUGAACAUUCGAAGGAAGGAACACUCUACCAUGGACCGUAUCAUAAAGAUAUUUUGUUUAAAAGAAAACGCAUCGAAUCUUUUAAUAGCCAAAGAGGAAGGCACUGAAGUUCUCUAUGGAAUUAGAUUUUUUACUAUUUGCUUUAUAGUCAUGGAUCAUCAAAUUGGAAUAAUAAACGCAGGCCCAAUUAGCAAUGGUCUGGAAGUUGAUCAUGAUGUUCUAUCAGUUAAAGGCAUGUUCGUGAUACACGACGACUUAUUUGUGGACACCUACUUCUUCCUGUCCGGAUUUCUUUUAGCAACUGCUAUUACAAAAUAUAAAAGACUGCCCAAUGUCUUUAUUCUUAUUUUGAAGAGAUAUAUUAGGUUAUCAGUUGGGUUUGCAGUUGUUAUAUUUUAUCUAUGCGCUGUAUAUCCAUACACGGGAUCUGGUCCUCUAUGGAACCGAAUCAUUGCCGGGGAGACAGAGAAUUGCCGCCAAAAUUGGUGGCUCAAUCUCCUAAUGCUCAACAAUUACAUUGAUAGUGAACAUAUAUGCCUAGUAAUUUCUUGGUACAUUCCAUGCGAUUUCCACUUCUUCGUCGUCACCAUAUUGGUCUACUGGAUAUACAAGAAUUCUCCUCGACUGGGUCUCACUUGUGCGGGAGUAUUGGCCAUAGCUUCCAUUGUCGUCCCAGCCAUAUUAAACUACCUCAACAAAUUGCCGCCUGUCCAGUUAUUUACUUAUGAUUUUGUGGCAGACCCCCGUGCUAGUGAACAAUUCCAUGUUACAUACAUCAAAAGCCAUGCAAGGUAUGCAGCUUACGUGGUUGGCUUCGCUAGUGGACUUAUCUUUUUCCAUUAUGGGCCUGCUGGAAACAUUAAGAUCAAGAAAUGGUCAGUGCUUGGUGCGUGUGUGGCAAUGAUGGUGAUGUUGAUCGUAAUGAUCAAUGGUGCCACAUUCCUCUGGCGUGAAUACAACCUAAUAGAAGGAAUUCUGUAUGCAGCUUUCAACAGGCCAAUAUGGGCUUGUGGUGUCGCAUUACUUGUGUUUUGCUGUAGCUGGGGACAUGUCCCGGUUGUGAAACAAUUUCUGACGUGGUCUCCGUGGGUGCCCCUCAGCCGGCUCACUUACGGCGUAUACCUGACGCACACGAUAUUCAUCACUAGGAAUGUGUUCGUAGCCAGGAGUCCUCGCCAUUUCGAUGCAUUGGAUACGUUGAACUCUGCAGCUGGAACUAUAUUUUGGAGUUGCGUGAGUUCUUUUCUCAUCUGGUUGCUGGCAGAAGCACCCGCAAACAAUUUGUUUCAACUAUGGAUUUCCAGCAUGAAAAAAGACGUAUCGAAAAAAGAAGAGAAAAAGGUUCAUGAGGACCCAAACACAAUAACAACAAUAUCGAGUAGUAGUAAUGACAAUUUGCCAUCAACAAUAUAUUUUUCAAAAAUAUAAUUAGGAAUUAUAUAUAAAAAUAUCCUUAAGUAUCUGUUACUGUUUAUUUACAAUAAAAAUGUGAAGCUA